AGGGAGAAGACAGGGCGAACAGGAUGAUUCUCUAUGGGCUACUGCUUAGUUGCCUGGUGACCUUGUCAAGGUCAGCCGUGCCACUGCAGGUCACCAGUCAUUGGGUAGGCGGCUUCAAUGGCGUCUUCUCAGUCCACGCCGAUCAUGCUUACAACGGCUGGAAGGCUCAUAUCGUUUUCGACAAACCAGUAGAGAGUAUAGAGAUAUGGAAGGCUGAUGUGGUGUCGACCAGCGAUGACAAGAAAGAAUACAUCAUCCAGGGAAAGAGCUGGGAUGCAGAUCUCGAGCCAGGGGCCGACCUGGAGAUGAACUUCUUGGGAACUGUGACUGGGGACAGUCCACCCCGGGGGUCAGUUUUCCUUGAAGGACAGAAUCCUAAUGCCACAUUCCCGCCCAUGACCGGCAAUACAGGCCAAGCCUCCCACGGGCCGGACGUGACCGUCACGCUAGGCCCUGGGGUCACCUGGACGGCCGCUCCGGAGAGUAAUACCGCCUUCUGUGAUACACGGGCACACGCCAAGAAAGUCGAUGCAAAAAUGAAGUACGAUUACUCCAAGGUGAUUGGUUACUCCAUCUUGUUCUUCGAAGCGCAAAGAUCUGGUAAACUUCCAGACAAUAACCGCAUCACUUGGCGAGGUGACUCCGCCCUGAAAGAUGGCGCCGACGUGGGCCACGAUCUAACAGGCGGAUGGUAUGAUGCCGGAGACCACGUGAAGUUUGGUUUACCAAUGGCUUCAUCCGUUACAUUGUUGGCCUGGGGUCUCAUCCAAUGGAAAGAUGCGUAUGUAGCUUCGGGGCAGCUUGAGUACAUGUAUGAUUGCAUUAAAUGGCCGCUGGACUACUUCCUGAAGGCUCACACUGCUCCUCAUGAACUUUACGUACAGGUCGGUGAUGGAGGACCUGACCACGCUUACUGGGGACGACCAGAAGAUAUGACUAUGAACAGACCUGCAUUUAAAAUUGACGAAUCAAAGCCCGGAGCGGACGCAGCUGCGGAAACAGCGGCCGCCAUGACAGCGGGAUACCUGGUGUUUAAGGAGAGAGAUCCAGCAUACGCGACCAAACUACUCACGCAUGCUAAACAGCUGUAUGACUUCGCCAACAAAUUUCCCGGUAUUUAUUCAAACAGUGUGAACCAGGCAUCGGGCUACUACAGGUCUAGUCAUUUUGUGGACGAGGUGGCGUGGGCCGCAUGCUGGCUCUAUAUUGCCACAAACGACACACAAUACCUGACGGACGCCGAGACCAAGUACCCGGAUGUCAUCACGGAAAUACCAUGGGCUCUUUCUUGGGACGACAAGAAAAUUGGCGUCGAGGUGAUGUUGUACAAACUGACGGGUAAGGACAAAUACCACACGGACAUCAACACCGCCCUUAACAGCUGGCUACCUGGUGGAAAGUGGCGAUACACCCCCAAAGGACUGGCUUACCGGGAUCGCUGGGGACCUCUCAGAUAUGCUGCAAAUGGCUGCCUCAUAGCUCUGAUGCUGGCUGACUAUGGCGUUAACCCUGUGACUUACCGGAAAUGGGCAGAGAAGGAAAUAAACUAUAUGUUGGGUGACACUGGGCAUAGUUACGUUGUGGGAUUCGGCGUGAACCCCCCAAAGGACCCUCACCAUAGGGGAAGUUCCUGUCCCAGUCGCCCAACGAAAUGUGAUUGGCAGCAGUUCCAGGCGUCUACCCCGAACCCACAAACCCUUUGCGGGGCUCUAGUUGGGGGUCCGGACGAGGGUGACGUGUACACGGACAAGAGAGACGAUUAUGUGCGGAACGAGGUGGCAUGUGACUACAAUGCUGGUUUCCAAUCAGCUGUAGCAGGACUGUUACACUUGGCACUGAAGGGCGACCUUCCAUCAGAAUAUUAAGAGAGCCAUCGUACAGCAAAUUGCAACAGAAAUUGCGCCAUU
This is a messenger RNA of Liolophura sinensis, 1907 nucleotides long. RefSeq names its product endoglucanase E-4-like. NCBI's taxonomy places the organism in Eukaryota, Metazoa, Mollusca, Polyplacophora, Chitonida, Chitonidae. The transcript is spliced from 13 exons. The record is from RefSeq and is a predicted model, not a curated record. The coding region runs from base 24 to 1865 and encodes 613 amino acids. Gene Ontology annotation, biological process: carbohydrate metabolic process. Gene Ontology annotation, molecular function: hydrolase activity, hydrolyzing O-glycosyl compounds; polysaccharide binding.